AUGAAAGAGAGGAUAACUUAUAUCGUGCAGGAUCCUGACGCUUUCAGUCCAGAGCAGCUUGUUGUCAAAGGUGACUCCAUCACACUGAAAAAGGUUCAAGCAGCCAAAGAACAGCGAAUCACUGUUGGUCUGGACGAGUUGCCUACUGAGCUCAGAAAGUCUCUUGAGCAAUGGCACGAACUCCAUAUCCGUUGGAGUUCAUCGAUACCUUACUCUGCCAGUCCUCCCUUCACAUCGCGCGUAACACCAGGUCUACAUGUAUUCUUCACUCCGCUUAGAGAUCAGCCAGAAGGGGACCUAUGUAACCUUUUACAUUUGGCGCUUGGGUCUGAGCUGCAAUGCGAUUCGAUGAGUGAAGCGUCUACCAAAAUGCCGAUACUCUCUGAACGAUUUUCAAUGUCAGCAAGCUCGCAGUAUUAUUCUUAUCUCGAUUCUUUGUCCAAUUUGGUCAACUUUAUUCAAAAGAGAGUUUGUAAGUCGAAGGCUUGCAAAGAGAGCGCUGAAGUUCUGUUGUCUGCAACAUAUGUGGAUAUAGAUUACGAUGCCAUUUCUCAUGCCGUUGUUUUGAGUGCCUUCACCGCCACUGCCCCUGCCACUGGCUAUUGGGACGAAACUAUUUCCGUUACAUCCGAGCUACAGUCAACUGAGGUCGGAGUUCUAACGUAUGAGAAGAAUCCUGAUCCUGAAGAUAUUGGUUUCGGUGGGUUUUUGACCGUCCUGGGGCAGGAUCAAGCACCCAAGCCCACACGCUUUCAGACACCUACUCGGCACUAUCCGAUACCUUCUGACUCUGCCAACUACAAGAUUUCGUUUGCACGGCCGACUGGACUCCACCCGACUUUGUCCAUCACCUUUCCUUCUUCUCAUCUCACGCCACCAGACUCGACUUGCAAAUUACACACCUAUCUGACUCUCCCCUCUUACCUCUUUGUCGACAAGUAUCAAUUCAACGACGCAUUGUACCUUGCAUCCAACAACCUCAAGAGCUUAAGAUCUAUCGCGGGUGCCGCCGAUCUUGAAGCUCCGGACUGGGUAACUCCAGAAUGGGGUAGCGCUGCAUUGUUUGAACUUGCCGUCCCUAAGUCUGGGGACAUAGAGGAAUCUUCUGUGGAGUGGAACGCCACUAUUCCCCUGCAUCUACGUUAUUUGCCCGCAGCUGAUCAUUCGCACACCACGGUCCCUGCGCCCUGGCCAGUAGUAUUCUGGGCCUGUCGAGCUGAAGAAGGAACAAAGAUGGCCGUUAAUCCCUUUGACCGUCUUCAUUUGGGUUAUGAAGCAUUGUUUGGGCCUAGAACACGGUUUAUGCAUAUUUCACCUAUCCGGAGUGGGGGCGAAACAGAUGGCCUGGUAGAGUGGAUCGAUGUUCCUGUGCUCGAUUUAAAGAAGUCCCAAUGGGUUGAAAUUGGGACUAUUGGGACCGUGAUCGUCGCGUUCAUUGGCCUCUGUUGGGCUAUGUUUGGGAAUGCGGGAGGGAGAAAGACGAACGGUGGGAACGCCAAAGAAAAGAAGAAGCAGUAG
Periconia digitata is the source of this 1518-nucleotide messenger RNA. Lineage: Eukaryota; Fungi; Ascomycota; Dothideomycetes; Pleosporales; Periconiaceae. The record is from the annotation of a GenBank genome assembly.